Molecule: messenger RNA, 309 nt
Organism: Colletotrichum phormii
Lineage: Eukaryota; Fungi; Ascomycota; Sordariomycetes; Glomerellales; Glomerellaceae
Exons: 2
Coding region: 1-309 (102 amino acids)
Source: RefSeq, a predicted model, not a curated record
AUGGCCGGACGCGGAAGACGCCUUGCGACUGGCGCAAUCAUCGGCAUUGCUAUUGCCGGCUUCAUCUUUAUUGCCUUCUGGGUUCUAUGCUGCUACUGCUGUUGCUUCCGAAACAAGCGUAAGCAGCGCGGUCGUCAGCCGCAUCCAGUGGGUGGCGGGGGUGGGGGCAUGUUUUCGCGCUUCGGUCGCCAGCGCCGCGGCGGCCCGGUCAUGAUGGAGUCUGGUUACGGACACGGGCCGGGUCACGGACAUGGUCAUCACGGACACCACGGCCUAACGAGACCACCCCCGACACAUGGAUACAGAUAA